CCGAUUUCAUUUGCAGGUACCUCUAGAAGAACCCUUCCACGGUUUGGGCAACCGGGAAGUGAUAACCGUCCUCAUACCUCUAACAGCGAUCAAGACCGCCGUAUUCAUAAUCAAUUUUCCUCCUCCAGUUUCCAUAAUUACUUCUACCUCAACUAUCAACUCUAUACUUCAUCUUUUGGCUUCCCCCUUAAGUGUCACCAUAGCCAACGAUUAUAGUGCGCAAAACAAAUGUUAUGAGGGUAAUUAAUUAUCCAGGUUCCAUCGUCAUUCAUCACGUUAAUGGAUACAGUAACUAUUCAAAAGCAGCCAUACGCCUCUAAUUGGUGCAAUUGCUGCUGGGAAUAGUGUUCUUCUUAAGCCGUCAGAAUUGACUCCAGCGUGUUCUCAGCUGAUUAGUGAGCUUAUCCCUAAGUAUUUAGAUAAAGUAAGUUGUUGGUCAAAUUAAAGGAGAUUUCCAUGGACUGAAGAAAGUAAGAAUUUUUCUGCACUUAGUUUCUAUUACUUUGACCUGACAUUCUAAAAUGGAAGUAUUAAAUUCCUAGAAAAUAUGAAGGGGGCAAAGUGUGGCACUUCAAACAGAUGCAAACUUAGUAAAAAGAACGAAUACGAAUUUUUCAUUAUUGGGUACAGAUUUGUGCCUAAUCCUUCACUGUCCAUGAUUAACGAUUGACUAGUUACCAAGUCCAUAAGUAUAAGCCAUAUAGAAUUUCACUGCUUAUUGUUCAAUAAAAAUAUAUGUAGGAACUAUUGUAUGAUGUAGAUUUAGAUUAUUCCAAGUUAUGUCUAAUCAUAUCGCAAAUUUCUGAUUUGUUACCGUUUAGUUUGGGUGACUGAAACUGGUGUAAAGUAUAUGCUCUCCACUUUUUAAAGCAUCAAUUGUAAAACGAGACUGCACCUUUGGAAUUUUCGUCCAACGUCCCGUAGACAGAAUGCUUUCAGUGGCGAAGUUGAGUAGAAAAAUAAAACUGAUGACCCCAUCUAACAUCGUCUUCAGUUUAUAAUGGUGACAUUUCUAUGUAACCACUACUUGAUAUACUUUCCACAACUUAAUAAACGUCAACACGUUUUUCAGGAAUCAAUAUAAAUAUCCUUCAAGUAAUAUUCUUAGUCUGUAAUGCUUUUAACAGCUCUUGUGUGUCCUAGUAAUGAAAUCACAGUCCCUAUAUCCACGAAGAAAGCAUAUCCCUAAAACAUUAGUUCGGUUUUGUGAAACUAGUUUAAUAGUAGUUAGUAUCUUAAUAGUCCAGACCGUUGCUGCUACCUUGACGUGGUGAACCAUAUUGCCAUCAGUCAUCGUUGUAGAGGCUCGAUAGAAGACUCACGCUCGUUCUGGAAUACCUGCUUGGACUCUAAUAAUGCUCUAAUACGGGCACGCAUUUGUUUGAGCCUCACUGGAUGCAGAAAAUCCACAUUAAGAAGACCCAUUAGAAUUGAACUGAGUGACGAAAAAGCAGAAAGUAGAUUCCAGGAACAACUGAGGUCACACUUAGGUAGUUUUGAAAACGAGGCUGACCCAGAUGUUGCUUGGAAAGAUAUACAAACAGCAGUGACAUCUAUCAGUGAUUUAAACCAAAGGGUUACAAAACACCAAUCGAUUUCUUCUAAGUCUAUUGCACUAAUGGAUUCUCGUAAACUCAUCCCAUCAGGAUCUGAACACGAUGAAGAGCGAAAGCAGAUCAGAUCUUGGUUAACCAACAGUCUAAGGAACGACCGUCAGCGGUGGUGGGCAACGAAAGCACAUAGAGGUGGAAAAGGUGGCGGCUGUAGGUAAUACAAAACAGCUCUACAGACUAAUAAAAGAAACUAAGAUUAAUAAGUCAAGUGUAAGUGAGACUAUCUCGGAAAAAGACGACACUCUUAUCUGCUCCCAGUCCAGACGUUUAGAACGAUGGGCGGAACAUUUUAAGGAGCAGUUCAGCUGGCCUCCAGCUACUCUACAACUACCCACCAUUUCCAGACAGCCUGAAUGGAACAUUGAAGUAGGUCCCCGACUCUAGUUGAAGUUCAAAAGGCUAUAGAUAAUCUGAAACGAGGAAGAGAAGCUGGUCCAGAUGGAUUGGCUACAGAGGUCUUUAAGGAUGGUGGUCCAAUUUUAGCGAUUAGGUUGACUAAUAUUUUAGCUAAAAUCUGGGAGUUGGACGUAAUCCCAUCUUAUUGGUCACAAUCACUGAUUGUCCCAAUAUAUAAAAAGGGGUCAAAAUCAUCCUGUGAUAACCAUAGAGGGAUUAGUUUGAUUAACAUAGCAUCUAAAAUACUAGCUUCAAUAAUUAUCGGACGCCUAACUAAGACUCGUGAACUGCAAACACGAGAAAAUCAGGCUGGCUUCAGACCUGGCUGUGGCUGCAUCGACCACAUGUUCACCAUUCGUCAGGUUCUAGAACAUAGGCAUACUUAUCGGCGUCCGACAAUUAUAGUGUUUCUUGACCUAAAAGCAGCAUUUGACUCUGUAGACCGAGAGGUCCUGUGGCAGUGUCUGUCAUUAAAAGGUGUACCUCAGAAGUACAUAAACCUUGUGAAGGCUCUUUACUCGAACACCAAUAGUCAAGUCAGAGCUUAUGACGAACUGUCAUCUGAUUUUGCAGCCUCAAAUGGUGUCCGGCAGGGCAGUCCACUUUCUCCAUUUUUAUUUAACUUCAUCAUAGACCUACUGAUGGAAAUAACGCUCUCGUCGAUUGAAUUUUCAGGCAUUGAUCUCCUACCGGGAGGUCCACUUAUCGACUUAGAAUACGCAGAUGAAAUAGUUGUGUUUGGUGAAGACGCUAAUAAAAUGCAGAGUCUUUUGGUAGGACUGAGCAACAAUGCCAGGAUGUUUGGGUUGCGCUUUUCCCCCUCUAAAUGCACGUUGUUGCUUCAGGACUGGCCUGUGUCAAUACCUGAACUAAGGAUAGGGGUGAAGUAGUUGAACGCAUCGACAACUUCAUUUAUCUUUGAAGUCUAAUCAACCCUAAUGGGUUGGUGUCUGACAAAAUCUCUGCAUGGAAUCGUUUGGCUUUUGUCAACUUACGUCAUCUAUGAAGAAGACGAGAUCUCCAUCGGUCAAUUAAGAGAUGAAUAUAAUUCACGGCUGGGAAACUUGGCCGUUAAGGAUACUCGUAAGUUACUAGUAUUCGAUCACAGUUGUCUUAGAGAUAUUGCUCACAUCUGCUGGGAUCACCGGGUAAGUAAUGGUGAGGUUACAUGCAGGGUAUUAAGGAAUGAUGGUAAAUCAGUUGAUGAGGUUGUAAAUCUUCAUAGACUGAGAUGGUUGGGCCACGUGUUACGUAUGCCUGAACACCGAUUACCACCACGCGUAAUGCUGACUAGUGUUGGGGAUGGUUGAAAGAAAGUUAGGGACGGUCAAACCAAAACGUGACAUCAGUGCUUGAAGUCACUAACUUCUAGUCUUAGCCAUGUUGGUAGAUGCAGACUACUUGGUUGGGGUCCGCGUGACUAUCGUAACCAAUGAUUGGAGACUCUGAGUGACAUGGCUCAGAAUCGGUCACAAUGGCGUAGGUGUAUGCACUCUCUGUCUUCCCUUACACUAUGAGGUUAAGAUUGCUUUAUAUCUUUCUUUCUACCAACUAAUCCUUUCUCCCUGUACUAUAUCCUUAUAUGCAAUCUUUCUUUUAUAUAUUACUACCAUUGAAGUAACUACUUUAUAAAUUCGCUAUUCAUCUUGUUGUGCUAAUGAGGUAUGGCAACUUGUACCGAUGAAUAUAUGUGCCUGGUUCUACGUUGUAGCUGACUGACACUGAAUACUAUGGCAAUAGAAGUGUUAGUGUCAUUAACAGUAAUAUUCAUAAAAUUUAGUGGGUUUUAUACACUGUCUAGGUAUGAACAGAAGCCCAUAUAGUAAUAUACUUUCAGACACCUACAUAGUGAUCAAGGUCUAAACACGAAAUAAGUCACAUUGACAGACUUAUCUCUGUUCCAAGGGACCAUAUAACCUAGUACGACUUAUAGAAGUGAAACAACUAACUUCCGAGAAAAUAACGAGCCCAUCUUUGAUUUUUUUUCUCGACUAUAUAACUCUCUUGUCAAUUCUGAGUGCUUAUAUAAGCCCAAACACUUUGGUAUCUUACAGGAUGGACAGAAUGGUGAGAUAAGAAGCCAAACUAAUCAGUACCGCUAGACCGAGUGUGCUAACCAAACAAUUGGCAAACCAAUGGACAAAAACAAACGAUAGUGUCCUACUUCAAACCAUCAACCGCAGAUAAAAUCCUUCAUACGAUGGAACGGAAACCUGAAUUCCCGAAACAAAAAUGAUUGGAAACGUUCCACGUGACCACCUUAUGAAGAAAAUAUAAUCUAUCAAACUUCUAGCUUUGGAAGAAACAAAAUUUAUCAGAGUUCGCCUCGAGUAAUCUCCUUGAUGGGCCUGCCCGCGAAGUUAUGUAGUGCAUACGCCACAUCGGUGACCCCUCAUAUGGAGAUGCAGAAGCAUUCCAUCUGCUGUGCAACCACAGUCGAUUUUUUCGAAAAAUAAUUGCUCACCGAAUUCUUAUCUUCCACCUAAAAACUAGUCACACAGUUUCGUGAAGCCGAGGCAAAAUAAGUUUGUAAACAGUAGAGAUAUCUAUCUAGUCAGUUGUUGACAAAUUGAACUCGACAGAAAUACCUAAAGGAAUGAAAUCGAAUUUUCAGACACAGUCGUGAGACAAUAUAUAAUGAUGAAGCAAUAUUGCUAUAUCUGCCUUAUUCAGAAUUACGUACGUCAACAUUUUCUUUCGAACUAGUUUCUGCCAUAUCUAUACCGACAAUUGUUUGUAGAAAAGCGGGGUUUAGACUAAACUUUAAUACAAGAUAGGUUCGUAUCCCCAGCGUCCCAUUCUAUCGAAAUUGAUAAAGCUACUCAUUCUACUCUUUGUGUGUUCUGACCAGCAUAAUUCUGAACUAAAUACGAAUACGUGAAUAACAAAGCAGUUUACUACUCAAACUAGUUAGUAUGAUAUGCACCAAGACCAGGCUCGCAAAUAAUAAAAUUCCCUUGAAACCUUACUUAUACCACAGUGGUACAACUAGACUGAACGUUUGAUAAAUUCUUAAACAUAGCAACCCUAAAGACAUUGAAAUAAAUGCAUUCAGCAAGUCCCCAAAAAAAUCUCACUAACA
This is a messenger RNA of Schistosoma haematobium, 5091 nucleotides long. RefSeq lists its product as uncharacterized. Bases 2948 to 3319 code for a protein of 123 amino acids. The record is from RefSeq and is a predicted model, not a curated record. The transcript has 2 exons. Lineage: Eukaryota; Metazoa; Platyhelminthes; Trematoda; Strigeidida; Schistosomatidae.